Molecule: messenger RNA, 17871 nt
Organism: Zootoca vivipara (common lizard)
Lineage: Eukaryota; Metazoa; Chordata; Lepidosauria; Squamata; Lacertidae
Gene: TMTC1
Product: transmembrane O-mannosyltransferase targeting cadherins 1
Biological process (GO): protein O-linked glycosylation via mannose
Molecular function (GO): mannosyltransferase activity; protein binding
Source: RefSeq, a predicted model, not a curated record
CCGAAGCAGCAGCAGCAGCAGCAGCAGCAGCGCCGACGCCGCCUGCUCCGGCUCGCGGCUGCUCUCCUCUGGCGCCAUGCCGGCGUGGAGGGAAGGCGAGGAGGCGCUGAGCUGGGGAUGCCUCGACGCCGCCGCCGCCGCCGCUGCUGCGCAGGAAGAAGGCAGCUAGCCCGGCAGCGGGAUGGGGGCGGCGGCAGCGGGAGGCGGCGGCCGGAGCAGCAGGGAGUCACGAGCGCCUCUGCGCCAGCCGCAGGCGCCUCCGCGCCGGGCUGCCCGGGCCGGGCGCUGGGGAGCCGGGGCGGGCGCGGCGCUGCUGGCGGCUCUCUGCUACCUGAACUCCCUGCGCGGCGAGUUCGUGCACGACGACGUGUGGGCGAUCGUCAACAACCCGGACGCGCGGGCGGCGGCCCCCUUGGCGGCCGCCUUCGGGAACGACUUCUGGGGCAAGGGCAUGGCCGAGAACACCAGCCACAAGUCCUACCGCCCGCUCUGCGUCCUCACCUUCAAGCUGAACGUAUUGUUGGCUGGGAUGAACCCCUUCUACUUCCACGCCGUGAAUGUAGUCCUGCACUGCCUGGUGACCCUUGUGCUGAUGUACACUUGUGACAAAGCCGUCUUCAAGGACAGCCGCCUGGCUUUCGUCACGGCCCUCUUCUUCGCUGUCCACCCCAUUCACACUGAGGCCGUAACGGGUAUAGUAGGCAGAGCAGAUGUCUUGGCCUGCCUACUAUUUCUUUUGGCUUUUCUCUCCUAUAAUAGGAGUGUGGAUCAGCUUUAUGUUGGGGAACAUUUCCCCCCCACUGCCUCCCUUUCCUUUUUGCUGCUUAGUUUAUUUCUUGGGACCUGUGCAAUGCUGGUGAAGGAAACUGGGAUCACCGUGUUUGGUGUUUGCCUGGUGUAUGAUGGCUUCUUGCUUUCUCAAAAUAGACCCAGAAUGAAAAACGGAGGGGUGCACCAGAAGAUUCCUCGGCCUCCUUCAGCUUCCCUACACGCUUCAUUGCAAUUUCCGUCAUCCAACAGGGAAAACGGGAAGCACCGCGUGGCUCACAAGGGGACAUGGAACUCCUGCCAUCCGGCAUCGCCUGAAGAACAGCAGCACAACGGCCUUUCUGUCUUGAGCAAAGUUGUGAGGGCUGUGCUAAGUUACCUGACCAUAAGCAACAAACAGAAGUUCUUCUACAUCACAAGUCCUUUUUUAAAAAGGGCUGCCUUGGUACUUACCUAUGUGAUCCUACUUUUGUAUUUUCGCUUCUGGAUAAUGGGAGGUUCUAUGCCAGCGUUUUCAGAACAGGACAAUCCAGCUUCAUUCUCACCUUAUCUUCUUACAAGGUUUCUUACUUAUUCCUACCUCCUGGCCUUCAAUGCCUGGCUUCUACUGGCUCCCGUUACUCUGUGCUAUGACUGGCAGGUUGGGAGUAUCCCUUUGGUUGAAUCGAUUUGGGACAUGAGGAAUUUUGCCACACUUCUGAUGGCAGUAGUGAUGCUGCUGCUGGGUCUGCACUGCAUAGUAGCAUUCAAGAAACUGGAACACAGAGAAGUUCUAGUUGGCCUGUUGUUCCUGGUUUUCCCCUUCAUACCGGCUAGCAACCUCUUCUUCAGGGUGGGAUUUGUUGUGGCCGAGCGCGUCCUGUAUAUGCCUAGUAUGGGGUACUGCAUCCUCUUGGUCCACGGCUUAAACAAGCUUUGUAUGUGGCUAAAUAAAUGGGGAGCCACUGCAGCGACCCUCUCGGCUUUGCUGCUGUUGCUGUUCUCAUGGAAAACAGUAAAGCAGAAUGAAAUCUGGCUGUCAAGAGAGUCCCUUUUCAGGUCAGGCAUCCAGACUCUGCCCCAUAAUGCCAAGGUGCACUACAACUAUGCCAAUUUUUUGAAAGACCAAGGUCGUGACAGUGAAGCCAUCUACCACUACAAAACAGCCCUCAAGUUGUACCCACGUCAUGCAAGUGCCCUGAACAACCUUGGAACAUUGACCAAAGACUUGGCAGAGGCAAAGGAAUACUACAGCAGAGCCCUCCAGCUGAAUCCACAGCACAACCGGGCCCUCUUCAAUCUUGGAAAUCUGCUCAAGUCCCGGGGGAAGAAGGAAGAAGCUGUUCUCUUACUGAGAGAUUCCAUUCAGUAUGGACCAGAUUUUGCAGAUGCUUACUCCAGCCUCGCUUCACUGUUGGCUGAACAGGACCAAUUAAAAGAAGCAGAGGAAGUGUACCGGGCUGGAAUAGAGAACUGUCCUGAGAGCUCUGAUCUGCACAAUAACUAUGGGGUUUUCUUAGUAGACACAGGAUCUCCAGAGACUGCAGUUUCCCACUACCAGAAGGCCAUUCAGCUUAGCCCCAGUCAUCAUGUGGCCAUGGUGAACCUCGGCAGGUUGUAUCGCUCCUUGGGGCAGAACAAAGAUGCUGAAACUUGGUACAAACGGGCACUGAAAGUAGCACGGAAGGCUGAAAUCUUGUCUCCUCUUGGAGCUCUGUAUUAUAACACAGGGAGAUAUGAAGAUGCCUUAAAGGUGUACAGGGAAGCUGCAGCACUUCAACCAUCCAACAAGGAGACUCGGCUGGCUCUGGCUCAAGUUUUAGCAAUGAUGGGGCAAACCAAGGAAGCGGAACAAAUGACCAAUCAUAUUGUGACCGAGGAGGCAGAAUGCCUGGAGUGCUACCGCCUUUUGUCAGCCAUCUACAGCAAGCAAGAGAACUACAACAAGGCGCUUGAAGCCAUAGACAAAGCUCUACAGCUGAAACCAAAGGACCCCAAAGUCAUAUCAGAACUCUUUUUCACUAAAGGAAACCAGCUAAGAGAACAAAAUCACCUGGACAAAGCUUUUGAGAGCUAUAAAGUUGCUGUAGACUUCAACCCGGAACAAGCACAAGCCUGGAUGAACAUGGGGGGGAUUGAGCAUAUCAAGGGCAACUACAUCACGGCACGUGGCUAUUAUAAGAAAGCUCUGCAGCUGGUUCCAAACAGCAAGCUUCUGAAAGAGAAUCUGGCUAAACUGGAUCGCUUGGAGAAACGCCUGCAGGAAGUUCAAGAGAGGGGAUAAAAAUGGGGGACAGUCAGUGGAGUGCAAGGCCUCCUGGAGAUGAGCGGAAACUGUGGAAGCCCCGAAGCCCAAACAAGACAGAAGUGAACUGAAAGGACCUAGGGGGGAGGCAGUGGUGACCCAGACUAAGAAGGGUGCACAUGGGAAUCAUGCUGGAGUCACCAGAAAGCUAUGGGGAGUCCUGCUGCUUCUCUCUGGAUGAGCCGAAGGAUGGGCAAAAAGCUCAUCGUAAUCCAGAAUUAUAUUUGGGUUUGCCUCAUGCUACUUUCCAUUAGUGCUGACAGUAGGAAAUGCUUAUAUAACACCCACGUCUCUCACUUGUUAAAAAUCAUCAUCAUCAUCAUCAUCAUCAUCAUCAAGCACUGGGAUGAUUAUGAGAAGUGAAACAGUGGCCUGAUUCAGCAAGGAACAGAGGAGGCAGCCCCCACCAUUCAGUCUUGAUAUAAGGAAGAUUUUACCAUAGAGGCCUACCAAAGCCAGGCACCUGAUUGGCCAAGAAGAUAGUGGGCAGCAGCCAAAGAGGUAAAGAAAUAGCAGCCCCCCUUCUAGGCCCCAAUAGGGAUUUUGGUUGCAUUUCCCAGAAUGUAAUUGUCCAUCACCCAAAGAGGAAGUGGGUGCAAUUAGCUCUCAGCUGAAUAUUUCGUUCAUGAGGGCAGUUUCAGAAGAAGAAGUCACUCAUAUGAAAAGUCUUUUUCAUUGCAGUUUGUACUGAAGGUCUCACACGGUGUUAGAAGUUUAGUAGCUCUGCUUUUCUUUGAUCCGAAUAACAGGGUGGUUGCUGUUUUUGUAGAGAACGAAAGUGUCAGAUGGGGGAACAGAGAGAAACAGCUCUGAAAAAACCCCCACCAUAUGGCUUAUUCCCAUAUCAAUGAUAUUAGGGUCCGUAGUUGCUCUUGAACCCGUGCACACUGGGUUUCUUUUUUCCAAUCAUAGACCCUUGUUUUGCCUCAGCAGCUGACCUCAGGAGCUCUCCUGAGUUUUCAGGACAGCUUGUACGGUAGUGGCACAACAGGUUGUUGGGAGUAUAUGGGAAGCUGCCUUACACUGAGUCGGACCAGUAUUGUCUACACUGACUGGCAACAGCUCUCCAUGGUUUCAGACAGGGGACAUUCCCAGUCCUAUCUGAAGAUGGUGAGGGUUGAACCUGGGACUGUCUGUGUGCAAAGCCAAUGAACUGAACUUCCUCCAAAGGAGGAAGGAAGGAAGGCCUUGGAAGGGCCACUAAGCACAUGCCAGUGGCUCUUUGGAUCUCAGCUGAAGACAGAGGUGAUGGGAUCAUUUUCCAAUGGCUACGAAGCUUUGGACUUGAUUUGUGCACGAGGCACAGGGGAGUGAAUGAAGAAAGGGAUUUUGAGGCCUAUUCUGCCCACCUCCAUAUGGAGAUUCCCUUUCUCCCACUGAAUAAAAAAUGCGAUAAAAGAUAAAUAUGGUAGAGAAGAAGGAAGCUCACAGGGAUUUGGUGUUUAUUUUUGAGCGUUAACUUUUCUCUGAAGCAUAAGUGAUAUCUUUCACUACUGGGAAUGUAGCUAAACUUGUGGAUGUUGCUCUUAUUUUUAUGAAGCCAGAGAAGGUAGCAACCACAGAGGGGGAAUGUAUGUGAAUAGUUGUUAAUAUUUCUAGCCUAUAAAGGGUGACUGACAUGGUGUUCUCCAGAUUUUGCUGGACUGCAACUCCCGUCGGGCCCACCCAGUAUGGCCAUUGAUCGGAGAUGACAGGAUUUGUAGUCCAACAGCAUCUGAAGGGCACCACAUUGGUGACCCCCUCUUCAGAGCAUAUUUCAGAUGCUUCAGAGCUCUAAAGAUUCUUUUCUUCUCAAUCCUUGUUUGCUCCAUUGAUUGAAUGAAGUUAAAUCCUACUAAAGCAAGGAUCCCACAUGCUCGAUAAAGAGCUCAGACGUCGUGUGAAUUGACGGGGUUCAUGAUGUUAAGUGAAGAGGCCCUCUGUCAGCAAGAACAAGUCUGCAGCUAGGAAAUAGGCAGCAAAUGCUUUACUAAAACACAAAGCGCUGUAGUCCAACUUGUUCCUACCUCUUGCUAGACAUUGGCCUCAAUGAGGAUUGCAUCUGUUUUGUUUUACGGUUUCUAUCAAACAAAUCCUGAUGACUGUUUGCCAAUUAAUAAUUUAAUUGCAAUAUGCAUGUAACUACUCUCUGCGCCCCUUGUUUGGCAAUUAACGAGGAAUCUGGAAAAUGGCAAAUGAUCAUCACCCAUAUGCACUAUUUGGUGGCUGCUGGUUGUCUGUACUCAAUCACUGUUGUCUGCAAAAGGGCAGCUUGGGAAACUUUGGCAGAAAUUGUUAAAUGCCUCAAGGCAUUCUAGAGUGGCAAAGGAAGUGGAUCUCAAUAUCUUUAUUGAAAAAAAUGUCUUUACUCUGAGUGGCCUUAAUAGUUAGAUAGUGUGCCCCAGUGGGUUGAGAGCUUGGAAGCCUGGGUUCAGGUCCCACUUCUGCUAUGGACUUGGCCAAGUCAUUGUGUGUUAGCUCCCAUUCCCCAUCUGUAAAAUGUGUAUAGUGCUUACUUAUGUAGAUGUGGUUGUUGUAACGGCAAAUGCAGUAAGCCACUUCACAAGUUAAGAAUGCUGAAAAUAGUAGAUAAGAUGGAGCAUCAAGAGAUGCAGAAUUAGGUUUAAAGGUUUACUGGUAAAUGUCCCUUUGCUUGCUUAAAUUCUUUGUACAACCCUGAGCUUUCAGGGUGGGGCAAAAAUCUAGAAGGGUUUGGGGGGUAGGAAUAGUUUUCCAGCAGUCAAUUUUUGGCCUCAAGGCAGCUGAAGUUGGUUAACUUAUGUCUAAGGUCCAUUUUAUCACCUGCAUUUCUUUUAGCAUGCCUUUAAAUGUUGUUGUUCUUGGCAAAGCCCAAUGAUUAUAGAUAUUCCCAGUAAAACUAUUGUGGGAAACACAAUACAAUCCAGCAUGAAGUUCUGUUGAACAAACCCCAUUGAAAUAAACAACUCAUUGGUAGAUUGUGCACCUAGGCUCUGAUCCAACUUGUGUUGGACAGAUUUCACAUGCAUCCGCAUGAACUUUACUCCCAUCGCUGCUAUGCAUGGGGGAGACAGGAAUACAGUUUUUAAAUCAGUCAUUUAAAUUGAUUGACAGCCAUGGAGAAAUAUGGAUUUACAAUCACCUUUCAACCUUCUUGGGUUUUUUUUGUAUCACCUCUGAACUGGUGCAUUCUAGUUGACAUGCAUUUUUAAUCCUCCGCCUACCUUUCUCUCUCUCUCUCUCUCUCUCUCUCUCUCUCUCUCUAGAAUUAAACACGGUUGGGAUACGUUUUUUCACAUUCUCAUCUCUCCUCCCUGCACCAAAGUUGUCAGUUUCAUCCAUAAAUAUUUAUUGCACUACCCCCAUCUGUGUUCUACGGAGAAAUUGAUACUGGGGUGGGGGGUGGGGAAUGCUUAUCAAUCUCAUGAAUGCAUAUUUUCUUCACUGUCCCUGCCCUCUCUGCUUUCCAGUGAAACUGACAUAAUUUCAGGCUUAUUUUUCUCUAAUGCCGGCCCUUUCCCCUGCCUCCAGGCUACUGCUGAAGAGAGGGGAAGUUUCUGUUUUCCCUUUAGGAAAGCAUAUAUGUACAUGCAGCACACACUAAUUACUUUAAUAAGGGAGAAGGAAAGAAAAACUGACAAGGCAACUUUACAGUUUCACUGGAGAAUGGGAGGUAGAAAAUAUGGUAUGAAAAAUGACAAGAAUAUGUGUAUGAUAAUAUCCCAGUCUAGUUGCAGGGCAAUCUGCAUAGAUUUGCAACUGGACUAGCUAGUCAGGGAAGGGUUGCGGUGACAUUUAAAAACCAGCAGAGCAUAACUUGUGAAAGGUAAGAUUUGCAUUAGCUUGAGAGAGAAAGAAAUCCGGAGUGAAAAUUUAAAUCUGUUUCCCCAGUGAUAAUUAAAAUGUACUUGUGAUUUUGGCAUAAAGUGUGACUACAGCCUGCUGAAAACAGCGGAACAAGUUGUGCCUAACUUAUGAUUUGCUCACUGCAGCUGGAUCUGGACCAUAGUCUUUGGAGACCUACAGUGCCACAAAUGUAUAAUAUUCCAUUUUCAAGCAUCCAUACCCUGCAGUGCAAUCCUAUACAUUUCUACUCCGUCGUUAGUCUCACUGUGCAGACCCGGGUGAGUGAGUAUGGGAUUGCUGCCUACACAGCUUUCCCUGUAAGCCAAUACUUCUUGAUAAUACUUAGAAACCUAAUUGUAACAUAUCUGAGGACUGAAAGACAAGAAGACAUUAGAUUUGUAAAACAAUAUGAGCAGUGCUUUUUUCUGGGGGUAUGCAGGGGUACGCAUACCCCUAAACAUUUUGUGAAUCUUUGUAUUUUUGUCCAUUUACUGUAUUUAUUUUCCCCAAUUUGAACUAUAAAAUGGUGAUUUUCUUGAGUCAAAAUGAGAGUACCCCUAAAUAUUUUUUUAAGAAAAAAAGCACUGAAUAUAAGUAUCAUUAUUUAUCAUUCUACGUACUGCCUGCAUAGAUCCAGAAUGUACACAUUGCGUUUAUUUUUGUAACUUAAGGAAAACAUGUUUUUUUUUUAAGGAAUGGCUUCUUGAAAAUCCGUCUCCUUGAUCUGAGAUAAUACAAGUUUUUUUUGUUUUUGUUUUGAUGGUAUAAUGAUAAUGGUUAAGCAAAGCUUUCCUGUCUUAGUAUGGUUACCACAUGUUAAUUCAUCCAGUUACCUUUGCCAGGGGUUGACACUGGGGACUGAGGGUUGUAUUCGGUUACAUAAUCGUGCAAGUGGAACAUCUUCUGCUUGUGUAAUGCUACUUUCUCCUUCCCCUGGUACCCUCCCCCAAGUAUGCUCUGGGGGUUACCCCAACCCUCCAGAGCAGAUUUGGGGAAUGGCACAGGGUGUGCACAGAGAAGGAGAGGAAGGAAAGUUCCGUAAGUGGAAUCAUUCAACUCACACAAUUAUUUAGUUUAAUAUCACCCUGAAUCUCAAAAGGAGGCAGAGAGGGCUGAUGUGAAGGGAAGGCUUUAGUUUUGGGCAAAUUUGUACAUGUAAUCAGAAACCAUCCAAAAUCCAUUGUGGUUACAGAAAAGAUGGCGGUCCCUCUGUACAUUAGACCUGAAAUAGUAUUAAAAUAAAGGAUUGUAGUCAAUGAACUUUUACUCAGAGGUAGAUGCGUUGAAAUCAUGGUUGUUACUAACUUAGCCCCAUUAAUUUCAGUGGAUCUACUCUAGAGUAACAAUUGAAUACAACCCAAGGAUGCCCAUCAGAGCCAUCAUAUGAGUUAGUCUUGACUAAAAGGCAUCCAUGUCACAAUCUUUUCCUAUCAGCCUUUCUGUCUUCACUUUUACAUGUUUUGGCUUGCAAGUCUGAGGGUGAAAAUUACUUUUAAUCCAGCUUGCUCACAGCUGCUUUUCCCAGGGGUUAAAACCACCCCCUCCUAAAACAAAGCAAGCCACUUUCAAGCCAUGUACAUUCCUCAAUAUGUUAAGAUUUUGCAGUCAAUAAGCAGAAGCGGGUGCUGUCUUUUUCCAUGCCCCCCAACCCAGAAUAAACUUUCUUUUGCAUCUACUACCCAGCCACAAUUAUGGCAUGGGCCAGCCACUCACUCCCAGUUUAACCUACCUCUCAGGGUUAUUGUUAGAAUAAAAUCAGGAGGAUAAAAUCGGGAGGAGAACUAUGUAUACCACCUCGAGCUCCUUGGAGGAAAGGUGGGAUAUAAAUGUAAUAUAUAGAAUAGUAAAUGCUGUUGACAUGUUUUGGAAAUGCAACUGGGAUCAGACAAGUUGUUUUAUUUCUGGAGAAAAGAGAUGAACACUCUUCAGGAUUAUGCUUCUUGUUCUGCUGCACCUCUCCUGCAAUAACACUUUAUAGGCUUAAAACAUCAUGCCGACUAAUGCAGCAAUUCAUUUAAUUGUCUAUUGUCUCCCAGUGCCGUGACUGCAGUUUUACCAAACUCUAUAUACACAAGAGAAUCACGUGUGUUAACUUUUUAAUCACAGGAAUGGUUCCAUUGAUGGUCUGAUUUGGGCUCCUUUGCUAGGUGAAUCAAGAGUGUCUUGGUGAAAGGCCCACUUUUAAAUAAGGAUUCAUAUUUGUCUAAUUGCAAUACAAUGGAUUUCUCUUCCAGUUCUGCUGAAGCAAUGGAGCAGGUUAAUUGGUAAUAAAAUUGAUCUUGUUCUUAUAGAUAUAAGGCAGCUCUCCCCUCCCCCCAAUAGCUCACCGAUGUAAUGCAGCUAUAAAUACUCUGGCUCCUUUCCUGCUACUGUCAUGCACAGCAUGCAUUUUGGACACCUUUUUUGCAUUACAGAUAAUAAUAAUGUUGCUUGGCAGUUUUCUUCUUGUAUUGCUUAAGUACUGUUUUCAAAGCAGACCUGUACAGACAGAUGCUGGCCAAAUCCAAAAUGAAGGGCUGGCUCUGAGGGAAUAGGAUAAAAUUUCAGGGUAUGGAGAUUAUAUAUAUUUCAAUAUCAUAUCAAGUGGCAAUUCAUUGAAAAGGGAGCUCCUGCUUCCCUAUGUCACUAUGAAGACUAGGAUUAUAUUUUAUUUAAAAAGGAAAGCAAGCUAUUAAGGAGGGGGGAAUUCUAUUGCUCCAGUCUACAAAUAUCAUAUGCACAGGUCCUGCUAUCCGAAUGCAAUGUGCUCUCAGGAAAACAUUUGUUAGGUGAGUAUUUGCAUAAUGAGUUGACGAUUUCCAUUGAUUCCUAUGGGGAAUUUUCUAAUGUGUUCCCAACCAUGGAAUUUUGACCAUAAAAUGAUGUGAAAACCCUCUGAAACCUUGCAAAAAGCUAACAAGGACGGGCAAAAUGCUCUCUUAUUCGUCUGAUCCCUCUCCCUCUCAUCAUGGUUUCUGGUGAAACAGCUGCCAUGGACCAGCAAAACACAAAUAAAUAAAGCUUCUUUAAGGCUGUUGAUUUGUUUACACUACUACACGCAGGUCUGUCAGUUUGGAGAUCUGAACCUGCAGUGUGUAUAGCGAGGUUUGGGUACUAAUUCCUUGUGUUUGGAUAAGUGAAUUUAUGUAUAACGAGCGUUUGAAUAGCAGGACCUCUGUGUACUUCUCCCCACCCCACCCCCACCCCUUGUUCUUAGUUCAUUUUUCUGAGGUUUUCAAAGUGCUGCAUUCAACCAGCAUGGCCAGCAGUGAGGGAGUUGUAGUGCAGCAACAUCUAGAGCACCAUCCAUAGCUUAGCAGUACAGCAUGAAUUGGUGCGCUAGAUGUGUGUGCCUGUGUAGAGGUGGUUCUCUCUGUAGUCUUCAAACUACUGUCCUUAGGAACUCUUAGGGUUCCUCUGAAGCACAUGCAUGUUUCCUUGAACAAAAGAUCAAUAGUGGGGAGGGGAGUCCCUGGAAAGCAGAUUUCUCAUGCCUGUUGGUCUUGCUUUGCAGAGCACAGGGAAGUGCUAGGAAUUUCUAGGUCUUUCUCCAAACAGAUUUGACAAUAAGCUCCAGGGCUUGCUGAGAGAUGGAAUACAUGUGCCCCCCCCCCAUAUAGAAGGUCCCAGGAUCUAUCUAUGACAGGCAUGUCAAACCUGCGGCCCUCCAGAUGUUUUGGCCUACAACUCCCAUGAUCCCUAGCUAGCAGGACCAGUGGUCGGGGAAGAUGGGAAUUGUAGUCCAAAACAUCUGGAGGGCCGCAGGUUUGACAUGCCUGAUCUAUGGCAUCUUGAGUUUAAAAUGUCAGUAGUGCACCAGGUAGAGGGUAGGGGUAAAAAAAAUGUCUUACAUUUUACGGACACCAUUCAUACGAACAUAAGAAACUCUCUUCAGACCAUUGUUCCAUCUAGCCCAGUAUGUCUAUUCUGAUGGACAGCAGCUCUCUGGGGGUCUCAUGUAUGGAUCUAUUAAUUUCUGUUCUUUCCUCUUCUAAUUUUUCCAAUCUUGAAUUUAGUUCUUCACUUUCUGCAGCAAUUUCCUAAUUUCAUUUUUUUAAAAAAAAAUCCUCACAAAAAUUCCUUCAGUGUUUUAGUGUGAAUCUCUCCUGAUAAACACAAAUUUGCAUGCAGUUUUAACUAAAAUACACAUUUUUGCAAGCAAUUUCUAAUAAUACAUUUCAUUUUUGUGGUAUUUUUAAAACUUAUAUACAGUGGUGCCUCGCAAGACGAAAUUAAUUCGUUCCGCAGGUCAAUUCAUUUUGCGAAAAAAUCAUCUUGCAAAUCGUGGUUUCCCAUAGGAAUGCAUUGAAUUUUCUUUUUUUUGCCCAUAGGAACGCAUUAAUUAAAUUUCAAUGCAUUCCUAUGGGAAACCGCGAUUCGCAAGACGAAUUUUCCGCAAAACGAAUUCGUCUUGCGAGUCACCAUCAGAUCGCAAGACGCAUUCGUCUUGUGAAAAAUUUGUCUUGCAGGGCAUUCGUUUUGCGAGGUACCACUGUAUUUGGUUUUUUAUGCACACUUUCCCCUAAUACAUGCAUCUCUGUAAACAUCAUUCAUUUGGAGAACUGCAUUGCAAAAUUCACUUAUGUGCAAGUUUAGAGGGAUACCUGCAUAUCAGCUCUCAUAGCAACCUGGUCCUUUUUAAAAAACUGGAGGUGCCCAGGACUGGACCGGAGACCUUUUGCAUGCAAGAUGUGCCCUAUCACCGAGCUAAAGUCUCCCACCAAUAGUGCCCAUGACAACUGCAGCAAGUUGUACACCAGCACUUCCUAUGCUUUUGGUGGUGGGUGGGGCCUAGUUGUGGCAAAGGCUGGAAUUCAAUGUACAGUAGUGCUAAGAAGAUGGUUCCCAUCAGCACAAGCAUUUCUGCUUGCCUGAAGGAAUGAUCUCACAUUUGGGGGUGCAUUGAUCUGGGAGUUCUCACAAACCUCUAGAGCAGAUUCAUGGGAGAUGCAUGGGUGGGAAUGUUCCACUGUGCUUCCAGGAGCCCUUUCAGUAAUGGAAUGGGGUAGUUGAAUCCGUCCCUUAGCAUUGAGUAGUAUGAAAAUUGCAAAAUCAAUUUGACAAGCAACCUUGGAGGGACUCAGAACAAACAUUAUGUUGUAGGCCAUGUGAGUUUUCCCAACACCACCUCUGGGAAACUAUAAGUUGAUUGGUUCAUUGAUUCACAGCCUAUAAGUUGAUUGGUUCAUUUAAGAACCUGCCACGGUCCUUCUGUAUCUUGGUUCUUGUUUGCAGUCGCACUGCACUUCGGCUUAUUGCUCACCUGCUUUUUCAUCUGUGAAAAUUUAGUCCUAAUGGGCUUUUUGCCUUAAGGGGGAUGUGCAAUAGUUUUUAUCAAGUUAGCAGCCUGCUUCUAUGUACACUUAAUAACAAGCAGCAACAAGAAAACCUGCUUUGGCUGUUAAUGGUGUUUGAAAAGUGUCACCAUUGAUGAUGGUAAUCUCUGAAAAUAUGUGCUGAACUUCCUUGUGAUGUUUAUAUGAAUUUGUUUGAAAAUUAUUAUUUUUCCUGAAAAGUCUCUGGGUCACGGCUGUGGCUUCUAUGAAAAUAUAGAAAUCUCUCUGCUGAAACUGGAUGCCGUUAAUCUACUUCAACAAGCAGAAGUUAAUUUUGCAUAGCUGUGGUGUUUCUCUGUCUUUUGUCUCCAUCAGUUUUGCCUUUCUGAACUAUCAGUUGUUUUUGUUACAUCAAUUAAAUGCACAAUUUAGCAGUGGGGUGUAUGUCAGUGAUAACAGGAUUUUGCAAGGUCCUUUAUUUUCAUUGUCAAAUUAUGGAUGAAUUUUGCCUACAGAGGUUAUGAUCAAAGAAGUCUUUGAACAAAGCAAAUGUAUAUAGAUGUCUAUUUUAUAUAAAAACAAUAUAAACGUGUCUGAGUUCCUUCUGCCAGACUGCUUUUCAGUUAGCCUGGUGCAGCUGAAUCUUUCAUUGUGUGCUUUCAUGUGUGUGAUUGAGAGGGCUGCAGUGUAUUUAAAGAAAUCACCAGAUAGAAGCAAACACAAAGGUUCCAAUGAAAAGGAAAUAUCUAAAAGUAGUCUUCUCCUAGUAACUCACAGUGCAGGAAAGCUUUUUCAUGGUCAUUCUAAAGGGCCAGUGGAGCAUAUCUGGUGUAUCUUCCAUCAGAGAGAAUUCAAUUUACAAGGGGCUGCCACUGAAAAAGCCCUGUUUCUUGUACUGCCCAAUGAUCAUGAACAUAUGCAUUAUGGGGAGGAGCACAAAUGUAGCAAUUCCUCACUAUUAAUGUAACAUACCAGCCUUCCCCAACCUGGUCCUUUGGACUACAGUUCCCAUCAUCCCCCACCAUUAGAUAUGCUGCCUGAGGUAGAUGGGAGUUGGGUCAGCUAGUACGUACACCAACUUAAGGGUACAAGAUGCCCUGCACAGAAAAUACCCAGAAAUCCAUAUUUCCAGAAGUUGCAGGGCUUCAGCAAAAAUGUCAUUCUAUAAUGAAAAAGUUAGGGCUUUGCAUUUCAUGGUUUGGGGCAACACUUAUGGGAAAAAACAGAGAAAAUGACCCCAUGCGAAUGCAAGUAAUUAUUUAAAUAAUAGUGGGGCAUGGCAGUGAUUGAAAGGACCUUACCUUAGCCUCCCCAAACUGAGAACUUGAGAACUAUUGAAAACCUCAUAUUUCUUACAGAACCGAACCCUAUUGCUCCUGGACGUCUGCCAGUUUUCUGCACAUGCAGCCCAUUUUACACUAAUUUUCCACGUCUCCAUGAACACAUUUGUAUGGGGGAAGUUAAAUAUGAACCAAUCUGAGUGUGGCGGAUCUUUAGCUCAUCAGCAGGACCAGAGAAGGGGUAAACCGGCUGCAAUCAUCCUGGGAACCCAUUUGGUUGCUCUAAACCAUGGUUUGGCCAAGAUUGCAUAGUGGUCAUCAGUGGCUUCCAUUUGGAAAGGGCAAAACACCCACUUUGGGGAGCCAGCCAAGUGUAUCACCCUUGUUAACUUGGUGACUUUCAACUAGCCAACAAAACUUAAUUUUCUCCAUCCAUGUCCUGGAGUUUCUUGGAAAGAAGGGUUGAUUGUUAACCCACUCUGGGAACGGUAGCUCUGUGAGGGGAAUAGGGGUGACAACUCUCAGCACCCUUAGCAGACUACAUUUCCCAGGAUUCUUUGGGGAGGAAGUCAUGUAUAUAGUGAUAAGAAUGAUACUGCUUUAAACAUAGAGUACAGAUUGGGCCUUUGGCUCAAGUCACUAUCCAUCAGUCUGAGCUACCUAACAGAGUGGUUUGGAGGAUAAGACACGGGGUGGGGUGGAAGAAUAAUCUAUGUUUUAUUGAGCUCCUUGGAGAAAAGAAGAUACAAAUAAAACUGCACCUAUUGAAAUCUCUUCACAUUCACCAUAGAAUUCCCUCGCAUCUGAUAACAUUUUUGAUGGUGACACUGUUGUGACCCACUAGUGGUUCCUGACUAGGGAUGAGACAGGCCAUUCAGUUAAGUUCGGCUUUUAAUGUGAACCUACCUAAUUCACUUUCCUAAAAGAUCUUCAAACUGGAACACAGGUAUCCUUCAAACCUCACACUUCCCAGAAUUUUGUGGCACAGUUUUCCAACCACAUUAUUUUAAAAAGUGCAUACAUUACAGGAAAGUGUGCAUAUAAGUGUAUAUAUCAGUGAAAAACUCAUCUGAAAUACAUUAUAUUGGUGGAAAUAGCUUGCAGAAAUGUAUGUGUUGGUGCAAAAUUGCAUUAAAAUGAGUAUAUUAGGAGAAAUAUGCAUUAAAAUGCUGACAAAUUUUCAUUUGCAAACAUGCGGAAGUGUGGAGAACUGAAGACUGGGAAAAUGAGAAACUGAAAGUUGACAGAUCUAUCCGUUGAAGACGAGUACCUUACACCUUAUUGUUUUUAUUCAUUGGGGUUCUAAUAAAUAAUGAUCUCUCUCAUUCUGUCUUCCGCCUUCAAGAGCAAAUACACCUCCAAAUACUUCUAUUAAUAUUUAUUAAUUGGCUAUGAAUAUUUAUUCUUAACUUCUUAUACUCAUUUGUAGUCCCAAGGCACACAGCCCUGCAAGGAAAUCUACUCAAUUGUAAAAAUAAAACUUUUUUUUGUUUAAAGCAUUAGCAAUGCAGGUCACUAAGCAAUUGAGCUAGAAUUAGAUUACUUUUGCCGCCUUGUGGUUUUUCGGAAGGGGGGGAACAGUCAGGUCGAUAGGAUUGUGCUUUGAAUAAGUAAAGAGACACUAGGUCAACUGUGCCUCCCAGAUUUCAGAUUUGCCGCUAAUUGGAAUAUGUACAUGUCCAAUCUUGCCUUGUUGGCAAAGCAUCCUUAGCAAAUAAGUGGGGACACUUCAUUGUGCCUUGGUUUGGACAGUUCUUAUAACUUGAAAUUAUCUGGAUGAGACCUGAGAUACUGCAAAUGCAAAGCACAAGUUGGGGGAGGCACACAAAGAGAUGGACAAAUCCAUCAACUUCAGCUCCCUUUCCAUUUUCCUUUCUUUUUCAGUCUUAAAUUCAGUUAUUCCACAUCCUCAUGAAAAUUUGCCAUCAUUUUGGUGUGAAUUUCUCCUAACACACAUUUUUGUAUGCUGUUUUGACUAAUGUACGCAAUUUGUGAGCACUUUCCCCACUAUAGUUCACCCUGAAUGUUAUUUUUACUAACAUACGCGCCUUUUGUUUUGGUUCAAGCAUUUGUUCAAAAAGUGCUAAUUAGAUAGUUUCCCAUUAAAAUGCAAACAAAAUUGGAUUUCUUCCCGAACCCUAGACACAACUUGUGACUUGGAUGUGACCCUACUGACCCAAUGACUAACACUCCUCUCCCUUGGAGCACACAUUUUGCUAUAGCAAUCUACUCUGUCUACAAGCAGCAUUUGAAAAAGGGAGUAAGAACAUAAGGUGAGCCUGCUAGAUGGGGCCAUUGGCCCAUCUAAUCCAGCAUCCUGUUCUCACAGUGGCCAACUGAGAUGCCUGUAAGAAUCUUGCUGCAUUACCAUCGCUUUACACACACAAGUUGGAGUUGUAAUUUGUGACUUUGGGAAAGAAUGCUGAAGAAAGAAUAAACCUGUUCCCAGGCAUAGCAUGCAAAUUCUCACUUGUCCACUUACUGUUUCAUUGCUUUCUGGCCUAAUGAGCAUUAAAAAGGUGCAUGUAUCUUAGCUUCUAUGUGAUGGUUCUGUUGCUAAGCAGCUGUCUUUACUUUUUAAAAUACUGCCAAAAGUUCUCCUGAACAGAUUUGGAAAUGAACUGAGGACACGUAACACCCACCUCAAGAUGAAAGGUGACUUUUAUGAGCUGAAUUCUUCUUUGGCUCAGAGAAGCAUUCCGACCCAUCUCUUGCUCAGGAACAGUUGGCAAGGAGGGGCACCUCUGUGGACCUGGCGUUCCAGCAGUGGCAUUGCUGCCACUUACCAUGAAGGAGGAGGAGGUGGUAGUGGUAGGGACACUAGGGCUAUAAGGGGACACUGGUGGACUAAGCUCCUGCACCUAAGCAGCCCUGACCUCCCUGCCGCCGCAUCUCUCCCCACUGGCCAGUCCUGCUGCUGACACUUCCCACCACUGAAAGUUGUCACAACUUUCUGCACCCUUUUCCCUUUGCCAGUUGAGUGGGAGCAGCAACAAAGGUGACAACCAGCUACAGGAGGAGUUUCCCUCCUCUCUCCUCCCUGUCAUGUUGGCUGACCAUGCGCUAGGUUGUGAGGAACAUGAGACAUGCAUUUCUUCCAUAUGCGAGGGGGCAAUUAAAGCCCAUGAAGUGACCUCCAACCCUUUCUGCAAAACACCGCAUUUAUUUAUUGUCCUGUCUGGAAACCCAAAUGAGGAGAACAAGUCAUUUCCCUGCUUUCUCCUCCGUUCAGGGACCAGCCACCUUCCAACUUAAAGAAAGGCCCGUUAACGAGAGAAAAUCUUCAUUCCACGGAAAAUAGUCUGAAACCGGGAACGCCCCAGGGCAAGUUCACAGAAUUCCAAACCCCCAUCCGCACCGUUGUCUUCUCAAAACUCCAAAACCUAAGCCUUUGUCAGUUUGGUCCCCAGCCUUGCCUCAAGAUAAUGGGGAAUCCGCUUUAAGGAAGACUUCAGAGCUGACUCGGAUGAGCUGCAACCUGUUAUGGAGACAGCCCUAGAGUAGUUCCGCCUCCAGAAUGCCAGACUGGAGCCUGUCCAUUGGACUUGGUUUCUUUGAUACCCAAGAGACUGCAUGCCUUCAUGCCUUCAUCUCUGAAGUCUGUCCUUGAGCUUUGGCGACUGCUUAGUCGUCUUCUGCCUGCUGGCAUGAGUCAGUGUCUUUAGCGGUUGUGAAGAUGUGGGCUGCAGCUGUUUUUGCUUCUGCAGCGGCUUUCUUCUCCUGGUCAGCAGAUCCCGCAUUGCUUGCAUCAGCUGCUGCACUUUCCUAUCCUGCACUCGGAAGAAGAGUUCCGCCAAACUGGCAGUAGGUUGAAGGUACUCUUGGGGCUCCUCCUGUUGUGUGACAACAUCGGGGCUCAUUGCGGUCGGCAGCAGAGGGGAGGUCCCGACCACAUCCUCAGGCUUAGCUUUCUGCUGCUCUGUGGAAGUCGAGGUGAUGACAGUGGGCUUGCUUGAGCUGGACUGGGGAAUCUCUUGCUGGGCAACAGAGGGGGUUGAGACAAGUGGUUGGGGAGAAGCCGUGGUUGCGGAGGAUGUGGUAGCCACGGGUGUUUCGGUGAUUGCGGAGGAUGUGGUAGCCAUGGGCGUUUCGGUGGUGGUGGUCUCUUUGGGCAGGAUGGAAGAUUCGGAGACACAGAUGCACAGAGCUUUGGCAGAGGUAGUUGUGGAUUCGACAGUGGUGGCAGUAGUGGGGUUUGUGGCAGAACUUUCUGCAGCGGUGGCGAUUGUGCUGAUUGGAGGCUCAGAAGAGGGCUCUGCAGUUGUGGCAACACUAGUAUUGCCGGGAGCAACAGUGGUUAUAUUACUUUCUGUGGCGGAAGGGCUCGUGGGAAAGGAUGCCGCAGUCGUGGCUUCAGAUCCUGUGGUGGCAAGAUCAGGAGAGGAUUCUGUGAAGGUAGAGAGUUCAGAGGUGAUGUCCAGUGUAGGGGGAGACUCAGUAGCAUUUGAGGCAGAGUGAGUAGUAAUGGAGGUAGGGGUAG